Molecule: messenger RNA, 249 nt
Organism: Zasmidium cellare ATCC 36951
Lineage: Eukaryota; Fungi; Ascomycota; Dothideomycetes; Mycosphaerellales; Mycosphaerellaceae
Exons: 2
Coding region: 1-249 (82 amino acids)
Source: RefSeq, a predicted model, not a curated record
AUGUCCUCCUCCUCCGACUCCACCACCACCCCCGCCAACACAAUCAACCGCGAAAAGUCCUCCUCCCUCGACGUCGGCCACAAAAAAGGCCCCACCGCCCUCUUCUCCGGCAUGCAAGAAUACAAGCGCGACUCGACGACCGCGUCGGAGCAGCGAAGAUCCAGUUUGGAGGAUAUGAGUGCGAAACCGCAGGGAGGCGUGUUGGCGAAUAUGUGGAAUAGUACGUUUAAGGGCGGGAGUGCGAAGUAG